CAGCAUGCAGGCACCGCUGCUGCUCCUAGUGGCACUCAGCACUACGCCGGCAGCGGCGUCGACCGCCGUCACCAUGCUAGACUGCAUCUGCGACAGGUUCUUCGACCGCGGAAUGAAAGUCAAAACGAAUGGAAUGCUCGACCCAUAUUGCCUCGGUGUUUACUCAAUCGUCGCUAGAACCAGAUCCUCGUGCCGUGGCGCCCUGUCGGAUGACGCCUUCAGAAGCUCGCUCGCGAUGCUUGCUCAGAUGGUUCCACGUCACAACAGCUCAUCACCACUGCCUUCCGAGGAGGGCGACAGAUGUCGUAUAGUAGAGGGGAUGCGUCGCAUGGAAGCCGACUCAGCCAAAGACUUACUGUGCCAAGUAGCUCCAGAGGUCCUGGACUCUGAACCAGACAAAUGGUUGGAGGAUGUGGAGUGGGGCAAGAAGCUCCUUCACAUGUCUCAUCAGCAGAGAAGACAUCUCUUGGACGAGCUAUUAGUUACUAAUGUGCAGCUCUCAAAAGCUAUAACGAGUAACAUGGAAUGCUAUUGGUGGAGCGGCAAUGCAUUAACCUAUAACAGUAGCUGGACUGAUUCUGACAUUGAGGCCUCGCUUCGAAAUGUCCUGCGUGUAAUAUCCAGUUCUUUGCACAAACACUUACAGCUGCUCUCACGUGCAAUGAAGAAUUUCCAUCGCAUUUACACUGCUAUGAUAUUGCAGCAGAAGGGCAAGAAUAUGUCUGAACAUCAGUUGACAAGUUUACUUAAAUAUGUAGAAAAGCUGUGGAACCUAUUACAUGUGCGUACAAGCGGAUGGUUGGAAGAUUUUAAUGAUGUUAUUGAUGAACUAAGUAAUACCCUUCUGAAGAAAAGAGUACAGGAGACUACAUGGGAGUUUCCAAUCAGGUAUGCACUGACGUACGAUCGAUUACUGCACUAUCACGACAGGAGAACGACGUUUUGGGAAGAUUUUGCAGAGAAAUGCGAGAAAGUCAUUGGAGGAACGCCGGAGGUGCUGCAGCUGGCUGACGCAGUGCACACGUAUCUCGUUUACAAAUGGUUUCGGAAAACCCGUGUGUUCUUCGAAACUUGCUAUUACUUCGUUGGGAAAGAUCAUGAGUGGCAACUGGAAGACCUAAGUGACAGCCACACGUCGGUAGAUAGCAGCUGCGUCCAGUUCAUGGUGGACCUGCUGGAGCGUCCUGUAUGUCCUCUGGAAGAGACUUCAGAGCAAACUCUUCGGAAACGGGAGGCGUGCCACAUACAGCUAGGCAGAGAUCUUAUGUAUGGGUUGUCUUACAUCCCGGUAACCAGUUACUUGGCGUAUACGCAGAGGGUAAACAUCAACAUCUGUUUGCUCUCCUGGAUGGUCAUCAGUUCGAAGAGUGUGUGUGAGAACGUUCCCUACAGGAUGAUAAAAUCUGUGAGAGAAGCUCUCUGCAUCUUUCCACAUUCUGAAGGCAAGUCGUGUGCAGCAAACAAAUCCCUAGACAUCGUCUGUUCUGUCUCCAGAGCUGUUUUCUCCUUCAAGUGUAAGAAAUUCUUUAGUCAAACUGUUCACUCCACCUGCACGCUUCAGUACUCGUACGAAUGGAACAGGAUGGAACCGACGUUGGAUGUUUCCUCAGGAUUUCUAUAUCAAUACCAUUCCGAGAGAAAAGUUACGCCGAUGGAAGUCUUAAGCAUCCCUACAAUGAAGUACAGAAAUUUUAAGAUUGACCAUCUCCAGUCUUUGGAAGUUUCACUGAUCUCCAUAAAUAUUUUUUUCAGAUGUGUGACUGCCGGUGUGUACUUAUACUUGCCAAAGUUGCGCAAUCUGCCCGGCAAAUUACUACUCUGUUUCCAGUUCACGGGAAUAAUGCAGAUCUUGUGUUCGGAAGUCGCGUACCGCAUGUUUGGCGUUCCAGACCUGGCGACCACUGUCCAGCUGGACAGCUCGCUCACACUGCUCAGCUGCAUCUGGCUGAACACGUUCUGCUACCUGGUGUUCACCGGCGUUCGCCACCUCAGGCUGCCGGACGAUCUCGACGCUUGUGAAGCCAGUCGCCUCUUCCGCAUCUACGUGACGUACGCGCUGUCCCUCUGGACUGUGGUCUCAUCCACCUUCGUCUCUCUCGAACGCGUGAGCGAGCAGUACUUGUUCCACAGCCGGGCGCUACUGCUGACUGCCAUCUCAUUGUCGGUGGCUUGCAACUUGCUGCUAUUCCUCAUCGUAGCUUACACGUGCUUUCGUACGCGGCAGUCCAUGACGAAGUUGAGUGUUACCACCAGCAAAUUCGGCACGAGGAAGCAGAUGCUUCUGCUGUCGGUGAAGACUUUCCUCCUGAGCGGACUGGGAAUUGUGGCCCGCGUGGGUUUCCACCAGGCAGAAGGGGUGGCCCGUUACGUCUAUUGUGUGCACCUGGCCACCAUGCUGCAGGGUCCCGCCAUCUUCGUGCUCUUCGUCUGCAACGGAUCCGCGCUGCCCCAGCUCAGGCACCGCCUUCAGCGAUGGUGGAGCCCUGACGUCAUCAUACCAGGGGAGGAUCUGUGCUCUUCGGCGCGCAGAAAUGUGGGAAAGCUCAGAUUGAAGGUGGAACAGAACGUUUUGGAAACAGCAGCGUGACUCACAACGGUUUUAUUUUUCACGAUAAAGGAUGACAGCCAAAACAGUUGCAGGAUAAAAAUUUAUUAAAAUUCUUAA
Messenger RNA from Schistocerca piceifrons (Central American locust), 2665 nucleotides. RefSeq lists its product as uncharacterized. The transcript is spliced from 7 exons. Lineage: Eukaryota; Metazoa; Arthropoda; Insecta; Orthoptera; Acrididae. The record is from RefSeq and is a predicted model, not a curated record. Bases 5 to 2587 code for a protein of 860 amino acids.